Messenger RNA from Chenopodium quinoa (quinoa), 2376 nucleotides. RefSeq lists its product as uncharacterized. Bases 521 to 1888 code for a protein of 455 amino acids. NCBI's taxonomy places the organism in Eukaryota, Viridiplantae, Streptophyta, Magnoliopsida, Caryophyllales, Amaranthaceae. The transcript has 3 exons. The record is from RefSeq and is a predicted model, not a curated record.
UUUUAUUGCGAAAUUAAAGAUAUAAAUAUUAAAAAAUGUCGACGAAAAAUAUGUAUCAUACUUCAUACUAAUAUAUUAUGAGAUGGAGGGUAUACAUUAUUCACGAAUAAGAUAAGUGUGCAACAUACGAGUAUAAAAAUAAAGAAAAAAACCUGGGAGUAGCAUGUAAAAGGAAUUGCAUAUGACUAGUUCCCCCCAUAGUCCCAUACAAUAUUACCAUUCUUCUUUAGGAAAAAAAAGGAAGUCCCAAAAUUUAAAAUUAAUCCUCUCCCUAUAUUAAUGUUUAUGCCAAAAUGAGUACUCCAAACUUCCAAGGGUCUCAGGAAGAUUAUAAGAACGUUGGGUUUGAUCUCCACUCUCCACAUGACAGGUGGCAGCAUCUUAACUCACUGACUCACACUCUCUCUCACUCCUACAGACAACCACACUCACUAACGCUUAUAUUAGCGCUUCACACAAUAAUAAUGGGUUCAUUCAAGAAUACCUUCCACAUUAUUAUGUAAAAUUCAAAGUACUAAAAAUGGUGAUGACAAGAGGAAAUAAGCGAAAAUUUGAACAGCAAGAAGCAGCAACAGCAGCAGCUGCUAAUGAUCAACAACCCACUUUAUGCAUCACUCUUCCUGGUUUCUCUUCAAACCCCUCUUCCUCGUACUCCCAGCACACUAGCCAUUCAAGGGUCGCUAAGAGGAUUGAAACGUGUGAGAAGCUUGCUGACUUCGUGUUAAAGGUGUCUGCUUCACAAAGUCCAGCCGUUACACCUUCUGAAUUGACUCCUUGUAGCACUCUGAAAUCACAAAGCAAAGCAGUGUCCUCAUGUCCAACAACCACCCCUGAACCCGAGGUUGAAAAUCCACCAUCACAGGAGCUCGCGAUGGUUAGGGCUUGCUCUCUGGCUACCUCAGGAAGAUAUCCAGUUCGACGUGUCAGACAUGUUCCUUGUAGGCGCAAUAAAUCAACAGCUGCAAUUGGCGCUAUCAAAAAAGAAAGUAGUGAUGAUGGGGUAGCUGAUACUUUCUGUGCAGGAACUCCACUGUCUCUGAGUCUGCAUGAUCCUGUAUUUCAAGCUCUUUCCACCCAACUUGGAGAAGGAUCAGAAUGUAUCCAAUCAUCGCCUCCUCUUUCUUCUGUCCCCAAAGCUGUCAAUGGUAAUCCUAUGUUCAAUGAGCACACACCAUUGCGGGAGGCUAUUAUGCCCCCUAUUGAGGAAGUACCUAACAGUCCAAGUGAAGCAGAUAGUAAUGCAAGGCAAGCAACAAGUCUUAAUCUUUCAGACAUGGCUGCAAUGGAUGAUGAUUGUUCCAGCUUUGAUUCUGUUUUAAGUGAUCCUCUAGUGACAGUUGGUAAUUAUAGGGUGAAGGAAAAUCUGGCGCCCAUUCUCAGAGAUGUACUAUCUAAGUAUGGCGAUAUUGCUGCACAAUGUGUCAAGAAGUCUGUUUUGCACCGCUCUUGGUUGGUUGAGAGUGUAUGCGACAUAGUUGAGAAACUACGAACUGUAGAGUUUGUGCAUCUCACAGCAGUUGAAGUUGACAGUUUUCGGGUCUUUGUUCAAGACAUAGAAUCGGAUAAUGUGGAGGUUGGGUGGCUUCAUCAGCGGCUUGAUGAAAUUUAUGAGGCCAAAAGGCUUCUUAAAGAAUCCUCUAAAGUUAAGCAAGCUAAGAGCCAGAAUCAUCAUCUAACUAAGAGGAAGGAGGAAGAGAUCAAAGCCUAUAAGAGAGAAAUCAAAGAGUAUGAAGAAGAAAUAUGCAAACGUCAAGAGAAGAUUGCUUCUGCAAAUGAAGAGCUGGAAGUGAGGAUGGCAGAGGGAAAGGAUUUGAAUGAGAUACUCUCGUACACUAAGGCACAAGUGAAAAGGUUUCACUGUGGGUCAAUGAUUAGUGGCUUAAUUUAACAUAGCAUUCUACCUCUGAAACAAGUUCACAUUGCUACUCGAGACUUGUUAUAUGGUACAUCAGGUUAUUUUUACAUGUUUUCACCUUAAAACUCUAUCUUCUUAUUAGAAUGGUAUGUUUACAUCUGUAUGACUUCCUGUCUUUGUGUUAUUUUUCUGCUAAUUAAGUUUGGGAUGCCUGAGAUACAUCAUGCUUGUGUUUUAAUGAUUUUGAGGCCUUUCUGUGAAUUGUCUUUCAGGAAUGUUCAGACUAAGAAUUAGUGAUUUCAACUCUUGAUGCUUCAUAUUUGUUUUCUCUUAAUUCAUCUUUUGACUCCAGUGGUUUUUUUAAUCUACUAAGUAGGUUUAUAUCAUUGAUCUUUCUGAUAAACCAUUCUCAGAUUUUGUCCAUCAGGGGAAGAUAUAGAGAAUUGAAUGAUUUAGGUGUCCUAGUUCAAUGGUUGCCAACUUGCUGUUUUCUUGCCUUUUUUUUUUUCCUCCAAAGGGAG